Molecule: messenger RNA, 3048 nt
Organism: Drosophila novamexicana
Lineage: Eukaryota; Metazoa; Arthropoda; Insecta; Diptera; Drosophilidae
Gene: lic
Product: dual specificity mitogen-activated protein kinase kinase 6
Exons: 5
Coding region: 722-1729 (335 amino acids)
Biological process (GO): stress-activated MAPK cascade; protein phosphorylation
Molecular function (GO): MAP kinase kinase activity; ATP binding
Source: RefSeq, a predicted model, not a curated record
AUAAUAAUGCACAUUAUUCAAUAUUAAACUUAUUGGCAAUCAAUUGAUAUUUUGCCACAAUCAAAUCAAGAAUUUCACUGCUCAAGGACAAACGCGAGCCAGUGUGACCACAGAAAAUACUAGCAUAUUAUGUGUGAUUAAAAAACGAGCAGGAAACGGCUGAGUUGGCAACACUGCGAUUAUCCCACUGUAUUGUUUUCAACGAGGACGAGUUGUGCGCGAGUGUUGGGUGAAAAAAAGAAAAAAGAUAUCAAAGAAAAGUAAAGCCCAAAAACCGCCAUAAUCGUACAGAGCGCGGCAUUGCGACAGCAUUUUUUUUUUCCAAUUCGCACAAUCGAAUGCGCAGCAGGCAUACAUAUCCACAACACGAUUUGACCAAAUGUGGUAAAAAUAGCAAGAGCAGCAGCCGCCGCCGCCGUCGCCGCUCCAUCGACGUCGCCGUCGCCGUCGUUGUUGUUUUUGUCGACGCCGACUCAAAAAAUAACCCACACAACAGCAGCAGCAGCAGCAGCAAUAAAAGUAUCCAAUAGCGGCCCCAACUAAAAGUGGAGCAAAUAAUUUCAGUUACCAGGCGAAACGUGCAGCGCAAAACGCGUGAAGAGUCAAAGAAGUGCAAGUGCAGGCCGCCAAAGACGCACACGCAUAUAUACAUACACCCACCUACUUAUACAUAUACAUAUACACACAUACACGUAUUUCAACUACAGAGCGCAGCGCCGCAAUGUCACGACCACGUCCGCGCCUCACACCCAUUGGCAUUUCGCGUGAGCCGGAACCGGCAUUCGUGCCGCCGCGUAACCUGGACUCACGGGCAACCAUACAAAUUGGUGAGCAAACAUUUGACAUCGAUGCCGACAGCCUGGAGAAGAUCUGCGAUUUGGGACGCGGCGCCUACGGCAUUGUGGAGAAGAUGCGGCAUCGCCAAACGGGCACAGUGCUCGCCGUUAAGCGCAUCCCAAUGACUGUUAACUUCCGGGAACAGCAGCGCCUAAUUAUGGAUCUGGACAUAUCGAUGCGUUCCAGCGAUUGCCCGUAUACGGUCCACUUCUAUGGCGCCAUGUACCGCGAGGGCGAUGUCUGGAUAUGCAUGGAGGUGAUGAACACCAGCCUGGACAAAUUCUAUCCGAAGGUGUUCAAAAAUCAGCUAACCAUGGAGGAGCCGGUGCUCGGCAAAAUUGCGAUGAGCGUGGUCAGUGCGUUGCAUUAUCUGCACGCCCAGCUGAAGGUCAUACAUCGUGAUGUAAAGCCAUCAAAUAUACUGAUCAAUCGCGGCGGUCAGGUAAAAAUAUGCGAUUUUGGCAUCUCAGGCUAUCUAGUUGACUCCGUGGCCAAGACCAUAGAUGCCGGCUGCAAGCCUUAUAUGGCGCCGGAACGGAUCGAUCCGCAAGGUAACCCAGCCCAAUAUGAUAUACGCUCCGAUGUCUGGUCGCUGGGCAUCAGCAUGAUUGAAAUGGCCACCGGCCAGUAUCCCUAUAAUAAAUGGCGAACGCCCUUCGAGCAGCUGCGUCAGGUGGUUGAGGACGAUCCGCCCAGGCUGCCGGCGGGCUCAUUUUCCGCCGAGUUCGAGGACUUCAUAGCGACAUGCCUGAAGAAGGAGUACACGGCGCGACCCAACUAUGAGCAGCUGCUGCGGCACGGAUUCAUUGUGGAGCAUUUACAGCGCAAUACGGACAUCUCGGAGUUUGUUGCCAGGAUAUUGGAUCUGCCCGAUGAGCAGCCAUCGCAGUAGGAGCCAAAUUCGAUGAUCCAACGUCUUGUGCACGGAUUCAAUCAGAAACAAAAACAAAACAACUGUAAAUUGCCGCCGUCUUCUACAUGCAUUUUUGUAUGUGUGUGCGUGUGCGUGUGUGUGUGUGUGUGUCUCUUUCUUCCACUGUGCAUGUGUGUGUGUAUGUAUGUGGAGCGAGAGAACUGCAAGAGAAACAAAUUGUUAGGUUAAGUACGAAAUCAAAUCAAACACGCAUACAUACAUACAAUCAACUAUAUUAUAUAUAUAUAUAUACUAUGCAUAUAUGUAUGUAUAUAUAUACUGCAAGGUAAUUUGUCGCAUUUGCAGCGCUCAAGUGAAAAUGAAAUCAAAUGAAACUAAAUGCGUUUCGCAAUAAGCAAAAAUCUAUAGAAACUAAAACCAAACUGUGCCUCAGCCUUGGCAGCCCAGCCAGUUGCUGUCAAACUGUACUAUGUUAAACUUCUAGCUCUACAUGCAUAUAACACUAAAGUCCACUUAUCUAAUGCAGCGUGCCACGUGCAACAUGCCACAAAAAUAAAAAAAAACAACUAGCAUCAGAAAUCGCCAAGCAAAUUAUGUAAAUUGUUAACAAAUAUACGUGAAAUAGCUAAUUAAUGUUGUAUGUAAUUAUUUGUUGAAUUAUGUUUUUUUUUUUUUUUUUUUCUCUCUCUCUCUCUCUCUAAUAAUUAACUUAUACGCAUAUACCUUAAUAUAAACUCACUGUAAAAUGAAGCAAAAAAAAAAAACAAAAAAAAAAACUAAAAAAAAUGUUAUAGUUAUAAUAAUGUAAUAUUUGAUAAGGCCCAAAGGAAAAGUGUGCAUCGGGUCUAACUAGAAUUCAAUUCUAAUCUAAAUCGAAAAGAAAUGCUUUAUUAAUAUAUACAUAUGCAUACAUACAUAUACCAAUACAUAUAUAUAUACACAUAUGCAUCCAUAUGUCUGCCUAUAUACUUAUACAUACAACACAAAUACAUAUGCAUUGUUAAGCACAACACAUACGUAACGUAUGUAUGUAUUGUACGAACCGUGAAAACUUCACAUUUUUCGAUUAUUCAAGUGUGUGUGCGUGUGUGUGUGUGUGUGCGUGCGUGAGUGUCAAUUAUUACUUGAAACAUAGGAUUGAGACACGGCUGUCAAUUACAUAGAUAUAUACAUACAUACAUACGUUUACAUACAUAAUUCAUUUUAAGCAAAAUAAUUGAACAGAAUAAAUUGCAAGCAUGUUAAUUGCAAAUGCAUAGAAAAACGUUUCCACUGUGGCUUGUAAAGUUCUUAAAAAACGUAUUGAAUAAAACUAUAAAAUAGCUGCCCAAACAAAA